Messenger RNA from Trichoderma citrinoviride, 690 nucleotides. RefSeq lists its product as hypothetical. Lineage: Eukaryota; Fungi; Ascomycota; Sordariomycetes; Hypocreales; Hypocreaceae. Gene Ontology annotation, biological process: proteasome regulatory particle assembly. The record is from RefSeq and is a predicted model, not a curated record. Gene Ontology annotation, molecular function: protein binding. Gene Ontology annotation, cellular component: nucleus; cytoplasm. The transcript is spliced from 4 exons. The coding region runs from base 1 to 690 and encodes 229 amino acids.
AUGGACACUCUUCACGCACCAACUGUGCCCUCAGGGCCGACGUCGAAUCUCAGCCAGAGGAACGGCGACACGGCCAAGCUGAGCUUUGCGGAGCUCCAGCGGAAGAAGGACGAUAUGGAGGCAGAACUGAAAGCCCUGGGAAGCGUGCUGGAUUCGCAUGGCGUUGAUAUGCAAACGCCGCUCUUGACCAGAGACGGCUUUCCCCGAGCUGAUCUCGACGUUGCUCAAAUCCGCACGACAAGAGCGCGAAUCAUUCGCUUGCGCAAUGACUACAAAGAGCUCAUGACGAACAUAGAAAAGUAUCUCCACGAUCACUUCGCAAACGUCCAGGACGGGGAUGAAGCUCCAAGCACAAAUGGAGAAGAUCUCCGUAUCUUGCCGGACUCUCACACCGAGCAGCUCGAUGAGCCGUUUGCAAAGGUCAACACUGUGGCAGCAGGCAGCCCGGCUGAACAGGCCGGCUUACAAGCUGGCGAUGAGAUUCGCAACUUUGGCUACGUUAACCGAUCGAAUCAUGACGGUCUCAAGAAGGUGGCAGAGUGUGUUAUGGGUAACGAAGGGCGAAACAUUUUCAUCCGAGUAUCUCGACCUGAUGGAGUUGCUCGUCGGCAGGAGCUGAGAUUAACUCUGGUCCCCAGGAAAGACUGGGGCGGAAGAGGAAUGCUGGGCUGCCACAUCUUGCCUCUAUAG